GCGCCGGGAGCUGGUGGGGAAGCUCCGAGCACCUGGCGGCUCGGGGCUGUGUGUCCUGGGGGCGGGACCGGAGCGUCGUGGCGCGCAGUCGGGCUUGCGGAUUCGGCGCCCGAGGCGCAGGCCGAAGGGGACGCGUUCCUCUGGGCAGGGCGGCCGCGGGCGGCUCCUUGCUCUCCGGGUCCCCGUCGCUCUCGCCAGGCUGCUGGGACCGUCCCCUUUUCCCACGUCCUGCCGAGCGACCCUGGCAUAUGUGUCCUGAUGCCGGCCCAGCUGUCACCGAGAGCCCCUCUGGGAGACUGAAAGGGUCAGCUCUGGAGCCCCAGGCUAGGGUCGACUUAGGCCAGGGAAUGGCAUCCUUCCGGGAGCUCCAGGACCGUGCUCCUGCGGAGGAAGAAGGACUUCUGAUUGUGAAGGUGGAAGAUUGCUCUUGGGAGCAGGAACCUGCCCAGCAGGUGGACAGCGAGGAUUCAGAAGCCUUCCGCCAGCGCUUCCGUCAGUUCUGCUACCAGGAUGUGGCUGGGCCACAGGAAGCCUUCAGCCAGCUCUGGGAGCUCUGCUGCCGCUGGCUGCAGCCGGAGCAGCACAGCAAGGAGCAGAUCCUGGAAUUGCUGGUGCUGGAGCAGUUCCUGGCUGUGCUGCCAGGGGAGAUCCAAGCCCAGGUGCAGAGACGGCACCUUGGGAGCGGCAAGGAAGCUGUCGCUUUGGUGAAGGACAUACAGAAUCAGUCGUUGAAAGCCGGGCCACAGGAUGAACCCUCUGAAGUGGAGCCUAAGGCAGCAGGCCAGGCACUCCAAACUCCACGGCCUCCCCAGAAGCAGCUCCCUGCACCCCAAGCGCGGCACAACCAUGCUGAGCUUCCUGUUCUUAAAGAAGGACAGACAGGAGAGACGAUGGAUGUCUCCUUUGCCUCUGCAGUGCCUCUGCCUGGGAGACCUCAGCUGAGUCAUAUCUCCUCAUUCCAAAAACCUGUGGCAUCAGGAGACAUCCCUUUCUAUUUUUCCCGAGAAGAAUGGGACUCCCUGGACCCUGCUCAGAGGGAUCUCUUCUGGGACAUAAAGAGAGAGAACUCCCGGAAUGCUGCCCUCGGUUUGGGAUCCAAAAGCCAGAACAAGAGAUCUCCUCCAGAGGAGGCUGUGACAACAUUGUCGGGACAGACUAACUGUGAAGUGACUAUGUCCUUGAAUCCCGAGGAGGCUGACACCGAGGUCUGGGAGACCAAGAACCCACAGAGGACAGCCGUGGGCCCGCUGGUGGUGGCGCAUCGGGGGCGGCCGCCCACGCAAAGGCGCCAGUUUCGGGAUUUAGUGACUGAGAAGCCGCACAGCUGCGGGCAGUGCGGGAAGCGCUUCCGCUGGGGCUCAGACCUAGCCCGGCACCAGCGAACACACACUGGUGAGAAGCCACACAAAUGUCCUGAAUGCGACAAGAGCUUCCGCAGCUCUUCGGACCUGGUGCGUCACCAGGGCGUGCACACUGGCGAGAAGCCCUUCUCCUGCUCUGAGUGUGGCAAGAGCUUCAGCCGCAGCGCCUACCUGACAGACCACCAGCGCAUCCACACAGGGGAGAAGCCCUUCGGCUGCAGUGAGUGCGGGAAGAGCUUCUCAUUGCGCUCCUACCUGCUGGACCACCAGCGUGUGCACACGGGCGAGCGGCCUUUUGGCUGUGGCGAGUGUGAUAAGAGCUUCAAGCAGCGUGCACACCUCAUCGCGCACCAGAGCCUACAUUCCAAGACGGACCAACUCGGGUGAGUCGCCAGUGGGACCUGAGCAGUCCAGCGAGGUGGACACUCCCUGUGAUUCUCCUGGUCUCUCUUUGUUCGUCUUGGAGAAUUCUUCUCUUGCCUGUGACCACUGCCAGCCUAUGGAAGGGACCCAAGGCCUCUGUACUCUGAACUGGCCUGCCUGCUCCCGGGAUCUGCCUCCUGUCUCUCCCCUUCCUGCUCUGAAUUUCUCUUCCACUUUUUGCCUGGAGUUUCACAGUUUCUAGUUGAGUAUCAGGUGGUGUGAGGCCUCCCGGGCAGGACCUAGGGUUUCUCCCCAGGACCCUCCGGGCUUCCUUGGCUGGAGGCUAUCUGUUUCUGUCUACUUGUGCCUUCCUUUGGGGACUGGCCUCCAUCCUCAGGGGACUGUUUGGCUUUGGCAAGGACCAUGGGCCCAUACCAAUGAGAAUUUAGGUCCUGGGUUCAGUCUCAGCAGCUUCCUGGCCUUGACUCCCCACACUCCCCCACUUCCAACCUGUGACCCCUCUUUUCUGCCCCAACCCCAGGAAGCGCCUAGCUGUCGUGCUGUGAGCCCUGAGACACUGGCCUGCAGGUCUGGAUGUUAGUGGAGGUGGUGGCUGUAGCAGCAGCUGGCUCUGGAGAACACCCAUUCUUCCAGACGUGGGGCCUUUGUCGUACUUACAUUAGCACUCUGUCAGUCAGCACUUUGUAGCUGACACCUGAGCACUGUAUUCAUGUUUUUAGUCUGCAUUGCGUGCAGACUGACGUUAACAGGACAGCAUAGACCCUCCAAAAGGGCUCAGCCCGGUGGGGUUCAGAAGGGUUUGAAUAAACAUGGACCUUUGCCUUGAGG
Chionomys nivalis (European snow vole) is the source of this 2573-nucleotide messenger RNA. It is a transcript of the gene Znf213, whose product is annotated as zinc finger protein 213. NCBI's taxonomy places the organism in Eukaryota, Metazoa, Chordata, Mammalia, Rodentia, Cricetidae. Gene Ontology annotation, biological process: regulation of transcription by RNA polymerase II. The record is from RefSeq and is a predicted model, not a curated record. The transcript has 6 exons. Gene Ontology annotation, molecular function: RNA polymerase II cis-regulatory region sequence-specific DNA binding; DNA-binding transcription factor activity, RNA polymerase II-specific. Bases 249 to 1748 code for a protein of 499 amino acids.